UUCCAGCAACACAUUUUUCAGCUCUGUUCUCCAGCAUCUGCAGUCCUCACUUUCUCCCAGUCUGUGUACCACUGAUCAGUAAGGUUAGGAGCCAUCAAUGGUCAGGUUUGUUUUUCCCCUCUUGGCCCUCUCUUACCCCUUCCUCAAUUUCACCUCCCUGUCGCAUCCCCUACCCUGAACACAGUGCCUGCUGCAAAUAAGGAAGACUUAACAUUUUGAAAAAUUUAGUCUAACAAAAAUUCUCGACCCAUAAUCCGAGGGUUUUCAUCUUUGGUACAAUCCUGUCAAACAACAGCAAGUGUAUAUUCACAGCUGAGCGAAAAUCAGUGGGGCUAAGGGAACUGUUUCUGUGCCAUGGUAACAGUGAGUCACCCUCUGUGACCUCAAGUGAAGUGGGCCAAAAGUUGAAGAGAAGCACUGACCUUCACCACAUCCCAACGCUUAGGGAUGUCUUCAUGGCCCCCAUCUACCCAAAUCAAAUAAUUAUCCAGUUUGUCAGGGAUGAUGCAAAGGAGAUCCCAGCAUUGCUGCCUGGUGUAUACACUUUCCCAGAUGCUCACAUCGUAUUUUAGUUGACUCUUUCUCACACAGGGUUGUUUUAACCUUUAGAACUGUCCUGGGAUGAAACCUGUGAUAUUUCUGCUCUCUCUGAGAUUAGCACUGCACCUGCAAGUACCAGCUCCUGUGAGCUUUGCUCAGUCAAUUCUUAUUUCCUGAGACUCUUGACGACCCAAUCUCAGAAAUAACCAGGAAAACAGAUGUCUCGUUCUUUUGCUUCCUGUGUAAUUUCAUUGUCUGUGUUAGCCAUAAUAACUGGUCUUUAUUCCCCUCGGAUAUUCACAGGGGCCACUUUUACCUCUGUUUGUAAAACAUCACACUUACACAACCAUCAAAGGUAAACGCACUAACUCAGAAUAGCGGAGAUGUGUAGUCAGGGUUUCCUGAGUGGAAGAGUUGAUGUGGAUCAUACUCAGAUGUUUAUUUCUCUCUCUCUUCACUGGAGAUCCACUAUUGAGGUUUCUCCUUCGUUUGUUAUACUAUAAUUUGAAGGAUGAAUUCCACAUCUCCCUUGUGGCUGGUUUAACAAAAAGAUACUAAGCAAUUAAGACAGACUUCAAUGAAAACAUGCAUUUUGUAUGACCCAGCUUCCAGUGCUCUGAGCUUUAAAUGAAUAGCUUUCUGUUCUAAGUGGCCAGAACAAACCAUGAACUUGCUAGUUGUCUCAUUGCAGGUUUGUCAAAAGGCUGGCGAGAUUGCCAUGUUGAAACAGCAACUCCAAGACUCUCAAGCGGAGGUGGCGGAGAAAUUGAGUGAAUUAUUCAGCCUCAAGACGCUGCUGCGUGAGGUCCGGCUGGAGCUUUGUACCAAAGAUGAGCAGUUGUUACUGUUAAAGGACUCUCUGCAAGCACAGUCCGUCCAGUUGGCUGAGAACACUAAUGCCCUACAGCAACAGGAGGAAGCCAUGCUGCUCCAGGAAGCCUCCCUGAGGAGGAACGGAACAUCUGAAGAGCUGAAGGCCUUCCUGAGUGGGCAGACGGACGAUCUGAAGGCCAAAGGCCUUCAGGAGGACAGUGCUCAAGCCCUGGCCCUCCAGGUUGAGAGGCUGAAGGCGGAGCUGCUGUUGGAGCGCAGGCAGUGUGAAGCCCAGGCUGCCAGCUUUGAACUGGAGCGGAGGACCUGGCAGGAUGAGAAGGAGAAGGUCAUACAGUAUCAGAAACGCCUGCAGUCCAGCUACUUAGAGAUGUACCAAAGAAACCAAGUCCUGGAGCAGGAGGUUCAGGAGAUAGCUGCCAAAAUGGAACUAACAGACACUGAGGGCAAACACAACCUUCCGUGGAUAGAGAGAAUCGAAUCCUCUGAAAUCUGACAGCUUCCAAGCAAUGAAACUGUUAUCAGUCAACAUCCAUAUAUCUGAAAGUUCAUUUAAGAGAAAAUCUGACUCAUGUGGGAUUCCUCAACCAGGGGAUGGUUGUAGCUUUUGGUGCAAUUAUGCUAACUUGGUGCAUGCACAACGAGGGGAUUGUAUUCUUGGGAAGUGUCUGUUUUCGGAAGUGGGAGGGGUAGGGGAGUAGAGCUGUGGAACAAGAGCCGAAGAAAUUGGAACUCUUGGUUCCAUCUGUUUUUUGAAAAGUCACCUAUUCGGCCAGGUGACUGGAUAUCUCUCAGCUACAGAGAAUGCUGCAGAUAACUCUUCAUUAGUUACAAACAUGGCUCACAAAAGCCAAUUUUGUGUUCAAACCCAGAAUGCUUCAGGAUGUGAAAUGAUCAAAGGCCAUUAUUUUUAUACAUUCAAAAAAAAUUGUAUGUUACCAUCAUCGCAAAGUGAUAAGUUAGUGCAAUUUCUUAAACCAGUCAUUUGAGUCAGAAAUUAGUUUAAAUUCCCUUCUCUGCAGAUUAAAAGCUGCAGUGAAAUUAACCUAGUUGUUAUGUAGUGACACUGAUUUUAGUUUUUUCAAAAAAUUAUAAUUGUUUAAAUAUCUCUGUAGGCCAAUGAAAAAUUUUCAAAAUCUUGUGUUAUGAGUCCAGCUGAUGAUGUUAUUGGACAGUUCAGAUCCCAGAUUGAAAUCUGGCUUGAUGGGUUGUAUUUUGUGUAGUUUUUUUAAAAAACUGAGGUGAUCUUUCACUGAAACACAAGCAGGCAAUGCUGCACAGUUCGCUUCAAAAGUACAGCAAGGGUUUUAUGCAAAUGAGGGAUGAAGAAAACUAUAGAAUAAACCAAACUAUUUCCAUAUAACACAAGUUUAAACAUUUCAAGACGCAGUAAGUUGUAAUCAAGUUAGUUGUAAUAGCAUUCCUUCAUCAUACACUCACCAGAGAGAAGCCCUUGUCUACCUCCUCCAAAGGACUUGGAUUUACCUAACCUUCAGUUAUCAGUCUCCAGAAUCUAAUAACCUUCUCCUUCAGUCCACUGAUAUUAAGAGUUUCUCAGCUUUAAGGUUUUAACCAAACACUUCUGGUCUGGACUUUCCAAACUAACUUCUUACACUGAGGUAACUUAUUUCUUAACAGUUCUGAACCCUCCCCCCCCACCUUCUU
This is a messenger RNA of Chiloscyllium plagiosum (whitespotted bambooshark), 3036 nucleotides long. NCBI's taxonomy places the organism in Eukaryota, Metazoa, Chordata, Chondrichthyes, Orectolobiformes, Hemiscylliidae. The record is from RefSeq and is a predicted model, not a curated record.